Messenger RNA from Meloidogyne enterolobii, 1433 nucleotides. NCBI's taxonomy places the organism in Eukaryota, Metazoa, Nematoda, Chromadorea, Rhabditida, Meloidogynidae. The record is from the annotation of a GenBank genome assembly.
AAAAAUUAACAAAACAACGAUAUUCUUUUAAAAACAUGAUGGAAAACCAAACUUCCUCCUCUGCUUUAUUCUCAACAUCUUCCACUUCUAAUCUCGAGAAUGGAAAUUGUGCUGCGGAAAGUCGAGUUCCGGCUUCUUCUGUUUUAUCAUUCUCUUCUACUACCUCUUCUGCUGAUAUUUGUGUAGAUGAUGACAACAACGCUGAUGGAACUCGGGAUACGUCAAGUUCUUUGAAAAGGCCGCUUGACGAACAAGAAUUGUGUUCUGUGUGUAAUGAUACGGCAACCGGAUAUCAUUAUGGAACUCCUUCCUGCAACGGCUGUAAAACAUUCUUCCGCCGAACUGUGAUGAAAAAGCAAGUAUUUCAAUGCCAAUUUGAUGGAAAUUGUCCUGUGGAUAAAAAUGUUCGUUGCGCUUGUCGACAUUGCCGAUUUAAAAAAUGUUUAGAGGCGGGAAUGAGCAAAGAAUCUAUACAAAAUAAUCGGGAUCCAAUUGGAUACACUAAAAGGACACGAAGAAUACUCAACCAAUUUCCCCCAUUUUCUGAAGAAGCUUCCUCCUCCACAGGGAUAACUGCAGACACUCCAACAAAUUCUUUAGUUCCUAGUAAUGCUAUGCCUUCAUUUACUUCUUCGUCUCAAACUUCCUUCAAUCCUUUUUUAAAUCCAAUACCCAACGUAUCAAGCAAUAAUAACACUCAAGUAAAUAGACCGCAAACUAGUAGUAGUACUAUUUCCCAACAACAAACAAAUGAUGUUGAGCAUGUGCAAGAAGAUUUAUUAAAUAGUAAAUUAAAUGUCCAAAAGUCUCUUAACGACCUUCUUUUAAAUUCCUCAAUAUUUGAAGACCAAAUUGCAAUUAAAAAAUUGGCUGCAGAAGUUCUUCAAAUGCCUAGUGCAUUAAAGAGAGCAGACCAGAAAGAUCAUUUAUUCUGGCAUGAGCGUGAUUGGUUUAUUAUGAUUGAAUGGGCUAAAAUGCUUCCAAUUUAUCAAAAUUUGGAUUUAAAAGAUAAAUUGUCUCUGCUCAGGCAUUCAGCUAUCACUUUCCCUUCAUUAGUUCAAUGUUUUUACACCCCAGAUGUCGGUCCAGACACUAUAGUAUUUCCGGAUGGUACAUUUUUUGAUAGAACAAUGAAUUCUGACAAGUCAUUAGGUUUUCAACGUAAAAAUUUCAAAAUGUUAGAUAAUUUAUUAGAACCAAUUAGAAGGAUUAAAAUUGAUCAGAACGAAUUUGCUGGAGCUAGGGCUGUUUUCUUCCUCAAUCCUGAUUCUGAUGCUGAUGAUUUGUCUAUGUCAGCAAAAUCACAAAUAGCAGUCGCUCGUUCAGCGAUAACAAAUGCUUUAUAUCGUUAUAUGGUACAGAAAAGGGGUGCUGCGGAAGCUGCUGACAAAUUUGGAAAAUUGAUGGUAUGUUGUUUACUUUGUUUGUGGUAA